CUGCUUGCUCAGUAAUUGCCAACAACUGAAACAAGUAGGAAGCAUUUUAUUUAUUGUGUGUGUUGUUUUUUUUUUCUCUUUUAUUUUCGUGCAUAACUCGAACUCGACGGCCGCAGUCCGGGAUCAAAUCAACGAUCAGCUCCAUGGGUUGAUUGAUACUUCAUUAAUAAGUAUAUGUGAGAAAAGAUUUCGAAGCGAAGAGUGGGUUAUCGGCUAUAUUUUGAAUUGCAAAUGAUCCGUUCAACAAGUGUGGCUAAGAUGUUUGGCUAUACAUUAUUGAUUUUGAUUUCGUUAUCAAGUGAAUUCAUCGGUGCACAAAAUAUCUGGUUAACAACAACAACGAGAAACCCUUUCCGGGGUCAAGCUUCCAUUGAUGGGGAAAGUUAUAAUACGAAUCAGAAUACACCGAUUAUUGUACCGGCGAGAAAACCCGAUCGCAACAGAUAUGAUCCGGCUCAGUCAGCUGGUCUGCCUGUAAAUGAAUAUCAAAAUCCACCAAAAAACCAGCCAAUUGGACCAGCACAACCGGUUCAGUUUGAAGAUAGACGACAAAGUGGCCAGCAAAAACCACAGCAGAUUCCUCAGGGCAAUAGCAUUUCCAAGGUACCAAACGCCCCAUCGCCACCACCCUCACAGAAUCAAGGUCAACAAGAGUUCCGGUAUGAUGAUGCAUCUUUUGCCGUGACUGAACUUGCGCGCAGAAUCGGCGAAGUUUUAGGGCAACAAUCCAAUGCGGGUAUAUUUUCACCGGUUAGCAUUGCCUGUGCCUUGUCACUUCUACUUUUGGGAUCGAAUGGUGCUACCAAAGAAGAACUCAGCCAAGCGAUGGGAUUCAACGUUCAACGGCUCAAUGAAAUUCAUCGACAGUACGGUCACUUGCUGAAUAAUCUAGCCUCGACAAGUCCUGAUAAAUAUCCAAUAACUUGGCGUCGCAACGAUCGAUGUUCCGAGGACGACGAAGAAGAUGAAAUCGAAAAACAAGUCAUCAACCUAGCAAAUGCGAUUUUUGUACGCCAUGAUUUAAAUAUCAACCCGCGUUUUGUAGACCUCUCAAACAAUAUCUACAACAGUUCACUAGUUCCGCUUAACUUCGCGGAAAAUCCACAACAAGCAGCUGCUGAUAUCAAUCACUGGGCUAGUCAGAAGACAUUUGGCAAAAUAAAUCAAAUUGUUUCCGAAUAUCUAAAUCCCGAUACUCAAAUGAUUGUCGCAAAUGCACUCUACUUCAAGGGUCUUUGGAAAAAUACUUUCGAGGUACAAGCCACCUCAUUGAAAAAGUUUUUCCCUAACGGGUACGAUAGACCGGAAAGUGCCAAAGAAAUCCCCAGUAUGCUUGCCAUCGGAUGUUAUCCAUUCUACGAUGGCACGGACGACUUCAACGCCAAAAUUAUCGGCCUUCCAUACCAGGGCGAAAAGACUGCUCUCUACAUAAUUGUGCCAAACAACUCCAACCGGCAAGUGCUCCUCAACUUUCAACGAAAUCUAGACGCCGCCAAGAUCGGUACCAUGGUCAGCAGGAUGGCCGUUAAGAAAGCGCUAAUCCAGAUACCAAAAAUGAAAAUCUCAAAUACUCUUAAUCUGCGUGAUGUGCUGCAGCAAAUGAACGUUCGGAACAUCUUCAGUCCGGUUUCCAGCGAUCUGUCGCCCAUGUUGUCUUCGAGUAAAAAAGGCCCUAAACAACCUCAAAACCAACAGCAGCGGCUCUUCGCCAGCGAGAUUGUUCACAAAGUGGAGUUGGACAUCAACGAGAAGGGAACGGAGGGCGGGGCCAUCACAGCGUCGACCAUCUUCCGGUCCCUCCCCUCGGUGCAGAUGAGGAUAGAUACACCGUUCCUGAUGCUGUUGGGUCACGAUGAAACCCGACUGCCGCUGUUCUACGGCACAGUGUUCGAUCCCACGGGGUGAGGGGCGGCUUGGGACUUUUUUGGGUCUAUGUUGCGCAUAAAUUAAUGAAUAUUUUGUAAAUAUAUUUUUUCAACUAGUUACAUAAAUUUGUGUAGAAACGUGUAUUUACUUUUCAGUUUCCUUAGAAAGUCUCAAUAGUGAUCAACAGAAAGAUCGAGUUGUGCUUUAACCACAGAGAAAAGACGUACAAACUCAAUCCAAAAAUUCUUUUAAAAAGUAUCUAAAACUUUAAAUGCUAUCAUAAGAAUAAUACGUCCAAAAUCGACUAGAAAGAAUGCAGUGUUAUCUAUUCCUCUCAGAGCUAGAAACGACCAUGAGGCAAAAAAGUAGGGGAAUUAGUGCAAAAUAACAGACCACAUCAAGUCAAGAAUUUCAAAUAAGAGCUCAACAAAUUUCAACCAAUUGAUUGAAUAAUUGAAUUUGAAAACAGCUUGUUAUGAGGAUUAAGGAGCAUGGCAACAGAAAAACAAAGUUUAUCACAUGGUACUAUAAGGCAGGAAUCAGAUUAAGUCAAUUUUGGGUUUUUUAUUACUAUUACUACCUAUUUUUUAACUCAUCGUAAGUACCUAAAUCUUAACUUUUAGGUUUGUAUGAAAAAUUUAUAUUUUAUUUUUGAAAAACAAAUAUGGUUUUUGUGUAAUUUAUCAA
Molecule: messenger RNA, 2553 nt
Organism: Uranotaenia lowii
Lineage: Eukaryota; Metazoa; Arthropoda; Insecta; Diptera; Culicidae
Product: serine protease inhibitor 28Dc-like
Exons: 1
Coding region: 232-1905 (557 amino acids)
Molecular function (GO): serine-type endopeptidase inhibitor activity
Source: RefSeq, a predicted model, not a curated record